Messenger RNA from Arvicanthis niloticus (Nile rat), 822 nucleotides. RefSeq names its product killer cell lectin-like receptor 5. NCBI's taxonomy places the organism in Eukaryota, Metazoa, Chordata, Mammalia, Rodentia, Muridae. The record is from RefSeq and is a predicted model, not a curated record.
AUGAGUGAUCAGGAGGUCACUUACUCAACUGUGAGAUUUCCUAAGUCUUCAGGGUUGGAGAGCAAAGUGAGGCCUGAGGAGACUCACGGGCCCAGAGAAGCUGGCCGCAGAGUAUGUUCUGUGCCUUGGCACCUCAUUGUGAUAUCUUCUGGAAUACUCUGUUCCCUUCUGCUGGUAACUGUUGCAGUGUUGGUGACAAACAUUUUUCAGUGUCUUCAAGAAAAACAUGAACCACAGAAAACUUUGAACCGCCACCAUAACUGCAGCACCAUGCAACAUGACAUCGACUUAAAGGAAGAAAUGCUGAGAAAUAAAACUAUAGAGUGUAGACCAGGAAAUGAUCUUCUGGAAUCCCUCAGUAGAGAACAGAACAGAUGGUACACAGAAACCAAGAGAGUUUUAAAAUCCACACAGCACAUAGGCAGUGAAGUUGAAAUACACUGGUUCUGCUAUGGUAUAAAAUGUUAUUAUUUCAUCAAGGACAAAAAGACAUGGUUUGGAUGUAAACAGAUCUGCCAGAAUUACCGUUCAACGCUUCUGAAGAUAGACGAUGAGGAUGAACUGAAGUUCCUUCAGCUCCAGGUUAUUCCAGGCAAUUACUGGAUUGGAUUGAAAUAUGAUAAUAGAAAAAGGGAAUGGACAUGGAUUGACAAUGUCCCAUCUAAACUAACCUUGAACACAAUGAAAUACAAUGUAAAGAAUGGAGGAUGUUUGUUCUUAUCUAAAACAAAACUAGACAACAUUGACUGUGUUAAAUCAUUCAGCUGUAUUUGUGGGAAGAGAUUAGAUAAAUUCCCUGGUUUAUUCUCCAAUGAGUGUUAA